GGUACAACACAAUCGUUGCCAAUCCGUCAUGAAGACUCCGCUAUUUCUCCUCUUGGUCGUAUUGGCUUCCCUCCUGGGAUUGGCCUUAUCCCAGGAUCGAAAUGAUACGGAGUGGAUCCAAAGUCAGAAGGAUCGUGAGUAGUUUAGGCUGCCUUUUCAGUAACCUACUGAUUGCAUAUUUGAACAGGUGAGAAGUGGUGCCGGCUAAACUUAGGACCCUACCUCGGUGGCAGAUGCCGAAAAUAAGCAUAUUGUUGUAAUUAAUAAACAAUGGGGAUUACCAAAAUCCAGUAGUGCAGCUAGCUAACUU
Messenger RNA from Drosophila melanogaster (fruit fly), 310 nucleotides. It is a transcript of the gene Dup99B, whose product is annotated as ductus ejaculatorius peptide 99B. The coding region runs from base 29 to 142 and encodes 37 amino acids. The record is from RefSeq and is marked reviewed. Gene Ontology annotation, biological process: regulation of female receptivity, post-mating. The transcript has a single exon. Lineage: Eukaryota; Metazoa; Arthropoda; Insecta; Diptera; Drosophilidae. Gene Ontology annotation, cellular component: extracellular region. Gene Ontology annotation, molecular function: hormone activity.